UACUUACACUUCCAACAACACUAAAUUGAUUUGGAUGUGCAGUUGAUAGAUGAGGUGGGCGGCUAGCCAACACGGGUAGGUGGCAUGCUUUCAGUUGGUUUUCUACUCUCGCGAAAAGCUCACGCGCCAACAUCAGCAGCACUAGACAUUGCAUAUUAGUCACUUGUCUCGUAGAACAAUAUAUCGCAUUUAUAUGUGGAAAAAUAUUGCAUAAAAACCGUCGAAGAGGACAACAAGGUCAACUAAGGUUUCUGACAAUUACUUUUGUUGAAGGAUUUUUUUAAGUAAAGGAGAAAGUGUUGAUUCCCUGCGAGAAUGGCACAACUAAUUAAAAGUAUUAGAGGCACGAUUGUGUUAGGACAAAAACUAAAAAAUACUACAGCAGCAGUAGCAACGACGGCGGGGCAGCGACGUUUGAGAAGCACACAAAGCGAUGACUAUGAUUUGGUUGUUGUUGGUGGUGGCAUUGUGGGAGUUGCUUCCGCGCGCGAAAUACUGUUACGACAUCCCCAUCUACGCGUUGGCUUAUUGGAAAAAGAGCAUAAAUUAGCCGUACAUCAGAGUGGACAUAAUUCUGGUGUUAUACAUGCAGGCAUCUAUUAUAAACCAGGUUCUCUGAAAGCUAAAUUAUGCGUAGAGGGUAUGCAUUUAGCCUAUGACUUUUUGAAUGAGAAAAAGAUACCCUACAAAAAAGUGGGUAAGCUGAUUGUGGCGACAAGCGAAGAUGAAGUGGACCGUUUGAUGCAGCUAUAUGAGCGUGGGCAAAAGAAUCUGUGUCCAGAUUUGAAACUAAUAGACGGUAAGGAAAUCAAAGAGUUUGAGCCUUAUUGUGAAGGCGUCAAAGCCAUACACAGUCCACAUACUGGAAUUGUCGAUUGGGGCUUGGUAACGGAAUACUAUGCACAGGAUUUCAAACAGGCUGGGGGUGAUGUACACCUCAAUUUCAAGGUUUCAAAAUUCUUAGAAUCCACCGACAAAGACGCUGAAAAGUAUCCCGUAACGAUUCGUGGCGCACGUGGCUACCAACAAGUGCGUACACGUUAUGUGCUCACUUGUGGUGGCCUGCAAUCGGACAAGUUGGCCGAAAUGACCGGUUGCCCACGUGAUCCUCGUAUUAUACCUUUCCGUGGCGAAUAUCUUCUACUCUCGAAGGAAAAACAGCAUAUGGUGCGUGGAAACAUCUACCCCGUGCCGGAUCCCAACUUGCCGUUCUUAGGUGUACAUUUUACGCCGCGCAUGGAUGGUUCUGUUUGGCUAGGACCGAACGCUGUGUUGGCAUUCAAACGAGAAGGUUAUACAUGGGGCGAUAUAAACUUACUGGAAUUAUUCGAUGCCAUACGUCAUCCCGGUUUCAUAAAAAUGGCUACCAAGCAUUUGAAAUUCGGUAUAGGUGAAAUGACUAAGUCAUUAUUCAUAAAAUUGCAAACGAAAGAGCUGCAAAAGUAUAUACCACAAAUCAAUGAAUUCGAUAUAAGUAAUGGACCAGCUGGUGUACGCGCACAGGCCAUGGAUAGUUACGGUAGUUUAGUGGAUGAUUUCGUUUUCGACAAGGGCGAGGGUGAAAGCCCAUUAGCUAAGCAGGUGUUGCAUUGUCGCAACGCCCCAUCUCCUGGCGCGACCAGCAGUUUAGCUAUUGCUAAGAUGAUUGCAGAUAAACUGGAAAAAGAAUUCGAUAUAAAAAAUUAAAGCAGUAAUGAGACAAAAAUGUAGACAACGAAUACCAUUAGAUGGCAUACAACAAGGUCUACUUGUAUUUGUGUUCCUUUCAUAAGUUGUGAAUAUUAUUAUGUAUUUUGUGCUCUUUUCUGCACUUAAUAGCUGUUAAAUGUUUCUUCAUGUGUAUUUGUAAUUAGGAAAUCAUCAGCGCAUUUAAUUGGCUUCUUUGUGCAAAGAAGAAUGUAUUUUAUACUGACCAAGUGGCAUUGGAAAACAAAUUAAAUAAAUUAUAUAUUAACUAAUAAUA
This is a messenger RNA of Ceratitis capitata (Mediterranean fruit fly), 1963 nucleotides long. RefSeq names its product L-2-hydroxyglutarate dehydrogenase, mitochondrial (gene L2HGDH). Bases 316 to 1686 code for a protein of 456 amino acids. The transcript has 4 exons. Gene Ontology annotation, molecular function: (S)-2-hydroxyglutarate dehydrogenase activity; (S)-2-hydroxy-acid oxidase activity. Lineage: Eukaryota; Metazoa; Arthropoda; Insecta; Diptera; Tephritidae. The record is from RefSeq and is a predicted model, not a curated record.